Cylicostephanus goldi is the source of this 339-nucleotide messenger RNA. The record is from the annotation of a GenBank genome assembly. NCBI's taxonomy places the organism in Eukaryota, Metazoa, Nematoda, Chromadorea, Rhabditida, Strongylidae.
GUAAUGUAUACAAGGCACUUAGCCAAGAUUAUCCGGGAAAAGAAACUUCCCAUUACCGUGACUGCUUGCCAUCCAGGAGGAGUCGAUUCCAAUAUACUCAGGGAGUCUGGAUACCAAUGGGUUAGGGUAGUAUUCAGACCUCUUAUGUGGUUCGUGCUCAAAACCGUCGAAGAUGGAGCUCAACUACCGAUUUUUCUCGCACUAAGCGAGAAAGCAUAUAAAGGCAAUGGGGAGUACUUCAAAGAUUUCGCAGUCAGCGUCGUGCCGGAGAAGUGCCAAAACAGUGCGGCUUGUGAAAGGUUAUACGAAGAAUCAAGGAAGGCCGUAGCUCUUGACUGA